CUUUUCUGCGCUUUACACAGUAUGGCCGGCGAUAUUAGCUAGCACUUGCUUUACAGUAUUCUCUGUAAAAGGGAAGACGGUUAAACCAAGAAAUUACACCUGGAUUGCUAAAGGACUGUACUUAAUAAAUUAUAACGAUCAAACAAGGGCUAAUUCAAUUGAAAACGUAACCGACGUUUAAUUUCUGUUGGUGUCUGUUAACUCACGAUGGAAGCGAACGGUGCACACUUCUUCGAGGGAACCGAGAAGCUGUUGGAGGUGUGGUUCUCCCGGCAAGAUGAGAUCAAAGGAACAGGGGACCUCCGUACCAUCCCAAGGUUUGAGUGGGACAAACUUCUGGAGAAUGUGCACUGUUUGAUCAUAAGUGUGACAAAGACCGACAAGCAGGAAGCUUAUAUACUCAGUGAGAGUAGCAUGUUUGUCUCCAAGAGACGUUUCAUUUUGAAGACGUGUGGAACCACCCUCUUACUGCAAGCACUGAUGCCUCUGCUGGAACUGGCCAGGGAGUACUGUGGCUUUGAUGCUAUCGAGAAUUUCUUCUAUUCUCGCAAGAACUUCAUGAAGCCUACCCAUCAGGAGUUCCCUCAUCGGAACUUCCAGGAGGAAGUGGAAUUUCUCAGCCAGAUUUUCCCAAAUGGAGCAGCGUACUGUAUGGGACGUUUGAAUUCUGAUUGCUGGUACCUGUUUACUCUGGAUUUGCCAGAGUUCUGGGAGAAUAAGCACGCAGAUCAGACGCUGGAAGUUCUGAUGAGUGACCUUGAUCCAGCAAUUAUGGAUCAGUUCUUCAUGAAAGACGGUGUUUCUGCAAAUGAUGUCACUCGUAUGAGUGGAAUUCGUGACCUGAUACCAGGUUCUGUGAUUGACGCCACAAUGUUCAACCCUUGUGGAUACUCAAUGAAUGGAAUGAAGACUGACGGAACUUACUGGACGAUUCACAUCACUCCAGAGCCAGAGUUCUCCUAUGUCAGCUUCGAAACCAACCUCUCUCAGACAUCCUACGAUGAUUUGGUCAGGAAAGUUGUGGACAUCUUUAAGCCAGGAAAAUUUGUGACUACGCUGUUUGUUAACCAGAGCUCCAAAUGUCGCAGUGUCUUUUCUUCCGCCCAGAAACUUGAGGGGUACAAGCGCCUCGACCGCCAGUUGGCCCAAUUCAACGAUUACAAUUUUGUCUUUACCAGUUACGCCAAGAGCCACCAGCAGAGUUGAGGAUUAAGAAUGAAAAAGAAGAGAAAAAAGAAACACUGCUACAUAGCAGGGCGAGGUCCCCACUGCGGUCAUCUCUCUGCCCGAGCAGAGAGGCACAGUCCCCUUUGCUGCCAUUGUUAUUCAGGAUUUAUUGGUUCCGACAAGGCCGCAGGCCCUACUAGUGUAGCCUCCAGUUUGAAUUGUUGUACCUAUAACUUAGAUCUCUUGCAUGAAAGCUCUCUUCUCUGUUUAGAUAUUCUAGCUCACUCUUGCUGUGAUCUUGAAGUGCAUGUAGAGGAUUUAAACACUCUCUGUUUGUUGCUGGCCAGCCUUGCCUCCUUGCUGCAGGUCUCCCCCCUCAUUCCCCACAGACAGGGCUUCCGCUCCCACUAGUCCAGGGCCCUGACAUGCUCAGAUGGGUCCACUAUUUUGUGCUUACCGACAGUUGAAACACGCCUCCCCACACACUCUUCCCCCCCCUCAACUGAUUUGCUGCUACAUCGAUCUGUUGCCAGUUUGUAUCCUUUUUGGUUUUGACUUUUGAGUGCACUUUAAGAACACAUCGUUUUCAGCCAACUGGAGCAGGACUCCUCAAUACCAAAACAGGAAACGGCAACCCUUUUUUUUGUCUUCUAGAAUGUUCAUGACUUUGGUCUUUUAUUGAGUGAUUAGAAGCAUGUGAGCUUUGGGCCAUAUAGCAUAAUUUGUCAAUUAACGUCGGAGUCUAUCUAAUGAAUUCCUUGUCAAAUCAAAAUGCCAUACUUUAUUAGCUUUGCACUACUAGAGGAUUGGCUAGAGGCUGACCGCUAGGUCAACAUUAUCUAGUUGUUCUUGGCAGUAAACUGCACUGCAGCCAAAGGAAUUCCUGCUAGAAUUGGGUCCGAACGCCAAGUCUGCCAUGCUUCUCUCCACCCCGACAAUCAUUUAGCUGUUGAAUGUGUCCUCAAAUGGAAAGGCUUUAAACUUGUCCCAGACAAUAGUAUGCGUUAGAGCAAAUCAUUUAGGAUGUCCAGUUGGGUACAUCACGGUAUGGAAUGUGUAACAUAUGCACUCUUAUACCCAGGCUCAUUCUACAGUAUACUGUCCCAACAGGACGGCUUUGGUGGUUAGAAUUCCCUGUGGUUUUAAACUCAUGCAUGCAUUCAUGAAAAUAUUGAUUUAGAAACAAACAUCCAAACUUAAAUGGAAGAAUCAGUCGCGUAAGAACGAAGGCUGUGCGAACUGUGAUUGUAGUGGGUGUUUAGACUAGAGGAGCCAGUUAGUGUUUUAUAUCUGAAUGUUAAUUGCAAAGAGACCUAGUAGACCCUUUGUAGCUGUGGUGUGGGCCAGAACUGCCCUCUGCUGUCCAGCAUGGUCAGCCAUUGUCGUCCCGCCCACCCCGUUGAUAUUUGAAACUAAGGGGUAGGGAUGUCCCUAGGAUCCUGCAUAGCACUACUACCCCCCCAAAUAUAGCAGACACUGUCAUCUGGCCCCAGAACCAUGCUUGACAUAGGUGCUGAUGGCUGCACAGUGUGGCCCUGAAUGGAAAUAACGAAUCACACUCUGCUUAGUACAGUUGUGGCCCAGCAAAGCAUUUUCUUUUUCUAAACAAUGUACCCCCCCAUACAGGAGUCGGUAAGCACACAAUAGAGGCCCACCAAUCUGAGCAUGCCAGGGUGAUCCCGGAUCAUUCCACACAACUGUUGCAUAAACUGCCAUUUUAUAAAUGUUAUUGUGGGCAGGCAUUUUGCAGUGAAUUGGUCCAAAAUGUGACUUCAUUGCAGUUUUUUUGGCGUACCAUCAAUGCCCUUUUGUUUAGUGAGAAAAAUCCUGUGGCACAGGUGACUACUAGUUCUGUAUUGCUUGACAGUGUAGUGUGCUGCUGUCAGUUUCUCCUGUGUAAGUAGAUCAAUGUGCUUCACCUUGUUUAAUCAGCUCAUGUACUGGGGCAUUCUGAUUUAUUGAGCAGGUGGGAUGGGGGUUAAUACAUAUUUGUUUAAAUAACAUGCAUACAUACAGUGCUGAAGGCAUGCCCUCAUCUAUCUGGUUAGUAUACAGACUGAGAGGUUUGUAAUUUGAGAGCGGAUUUUGAAAGGAUGUUGAGGAUUGUUCUCCAUUGGCUGGUCAGUAAUGUUCAUGAUGCUUCUCCUGCCAGCGAAUGCAGAUUGAGUUUAAUUUGCAGACAGCUGGGGUGGACAGGACUUUAUUUUUUGGGGACUGCAAUUUCGGGCCUGCCUUCAGAACUCCUGGGGGUUAUAACUGGCGCUGCUUUGCCCAGCUAGUUUAGAAGGCCCUUAGAACAUCGGAGUCCAUCACAUGAUGGUAUACUGUAGUUAACAGAAAAUUGGGCUUUCUUUAAACUGAAUGUGACAGACAUAACAAGCGGACCACUAGAAUGAGUACUUCAGUUCAUGUAAGGACCUGGGCAAAGUUGACAAUUGGAACGACUUGCCUCCAGUACAUCUGUGGCUUUUGGAAUGGUUUAGCAUUUUUUUUUUUUUUUUUUUUUUCUGAGGACCAACUUUUGCCAAUAGUCUUUAUCUGAAAUGUUCUGACUCAUGUCUGAGUGACCAGCCUCCACUGUUCUAGGAGCUGUAUUGACUGGUUUAGGGAAAGACACCAGCACUGUUCACAAAUAAAGGUAACUUUUGAUUGCUUUUGGGCUUGGACUUGAUCUGGGUCCUGUUGGUGUAACUUAUUUUUUAUUAAAGUCUAAUUCUUUUUCUCAAUACCAUUUUUACAAACAUUUUUGUAAGAAAUGCAUUUUUGCCUACUUCCAACUUUGUUUGUUUACCUUUUGUUGUAAAACCAGUGUUCCAGAUGUAUUUGUUCUGAAGCUGAGGGGAUUUAUUUUUAUUUUUUGAACAAGCUAAUUUCAUCAUGUAUUUUGUUUGCCUUACCAAGGAAAAGGUCAACUCCUCCCCUGAUGUGAGAGGGUGCAAUUGCAGGAUGUACUGAAGGGAAAAUGUUUGCUGUUGUAACUCUUUUACUGUUCUUUGGAUGGGCAAGAUGUGCUAAAUGUAUCUGUACUCUGAGCUUGAUGCUUUAAUAAAAAAAAAUAUUGCUCUUU
Molecule: messenger RNA, 4234 nt
Organism: Oncorhynchus nerka (sockeye salmon)
Lineage: Eukaryota; Metazoa; Chordata; Actinopteri; Salmoniformes; Salmonidae
Product: S-adenosylmethionine decarboxylase proenzyme-like
Exons: 9
Coding region: 208-1206 (332 amino acids)
Biological process (GO): spermidine biosynthetic process; spermine biosynthetic process
Cellular component (GO): cytosol
Molecular function (GO): adenosylmethionine decarboxylase activity
Source: RefSeq, a predicted model, not a curated record